UCGUUAUUAAUAGAUCAGAAUGCAAGCUGACACUUGACUUCUCCAGUUUAGCCACUAGAUGGCAACGUUGCUCCAGCGUGUAUCUGCUCAAAAACCAGUCAUCUACACUAAAAAAAAAAGUUAUGAUACACAACACCCACCAAAAAUCAAGCUUAAUGGAGUGUUAUAAAUUAUAAUGUUGUGUUAUAUUGUGCUUUAGCAUAUACGAUGACAGGGUUUUGAUUUAAAUUGAUAAAUGAUACGAAAAAUCAAAUCACUUUUCAAUGUUGAAGUGUGUGAAUAGUUGAAUGUGAAACUGUCGUGUAAAGCAGCUCAAGACUAGAAAAGCUGUAUAUAAAUACAGAACAUUAAUAACUCUUCUUCUACUGAUUUUAUUUCGUAGUAACGUGUAACAAAGAUAGUUAGAGGAAAAGGAGUGGAGUAAAAGUUAAAGUUGCUACAAAUAUAAAUAACGAUGUAAAGUACAGACACGUGAAAUGUGUGCUUAAUUACAACGCUGCUUGUUUGAUUGUGAGUUCUGCACAAAACUAUUGUGUGUAAAUAACCUUUGCUACUUUUGGAGGGGGGCGACGGCAAUGUGGAGGAGUGAACCAUCUUACUCGGUUUUAACACUCUUUGUAUAAACACGUACGUCGUUACGUCGUGUUUGAACGUGGCGGCGCGGUUACGAGCAGCACCCGAUGAAAAACAAGUCCUUAUUCAGCUCCUAAGUUUGUUUGCGCAAGAAAAAAAACAUCUGUCAGGAAAGACAACAAAAUAUAGUUACACAUGUUUGUUGAAUGGCGGUCUAUUCGUGAUCACGUGCGACUUUCAUCGCGAUAUCCAAUGUCUACGAUGGUAAAUCAGGAAACUAAAACCAGCAGCUGCAAAAUAAACGGUCUCUUCAGCACAGGAGAGGACUUUGAUGAUGAGGACCUGCUCGGAACAGACUGGACCGUCCGCCCGGCGUCUGGAGGAGCCGAUGCAGCUGCAGCUGAUGUGUCCUCCUGUGUGCUGCGACCUCCUUCUGUAGUCCACAGAGAGCCAGUCAUAAAAUGCCUCCAGCAAAGUGCACAGGGAUCGGCUGCUCUGUGUAAAGACACAGCAUUAAGAAGCAGGGACACUCCUGCCAGACAAACAUUUGCUCUAGGUUUGAGACAGCUCUCCUCGUCCUCCUCACAAUCUCCCUCCACACUGAAUAACACUAGGGUUAAUGUAGUUACAUUACAGAGUCAUGCCAACACUGGGGCAUCAGGGAAGCCCUGUGUGGCUCAGGAUGAUUUUGAUGAGUGGGACGUUGACCUGGCAGACCUGGAUGAGAGUGAAUGUCGGAUGGCGCCACCACUUCAAGCUCCUCCUCCCACUCCACCUGCAACCACACCUGCAUUUUCAACCAAAACGCUUCGACCCCCAACAUGUGGAGGGAUUCAGACACAACCUAAUCGGACUCAUAACUUACCUCCUCAGACCCUUUUGGCUGCUCAUGUGCGACCUGCAGUUCCCCGCCCUACUCUUCCCUUAGCCCCUCCACAGAGUCCUUGUGCUUUUCCUGGCCGCAUUGUGACCUCUCCCACAAUGAGCCCCAUUUCCAGGACACUGAUCAGGCCACAGCAGCCACAGAGACUAAUGUCAACUCCAGGACCCUCACCUCAGCCACAUGGCAUUUUUGAGACCAUCUCCCCAUCACCCUCCUCCUCGUCUUUGAACUCCUCCAUCCUGAGCCCUCAUCCCCUUCACACCACUUUCCUCACUAACCGCCUGGUCCAGCUGGUAUCCGCCUCAAAUAAGUUUCCCAAGAAGAGGCCUCGCUCUGAGCUUCUAAUACCCAGGACUCGACGGUUCCCUGGUCCUGCUGGACUCCUGCCACAGCAGCCGCAGGGUCACAGCCUGGACGACAUUGUGGUUUCUGUCCCUCAUACUCCUGCUCACGGUGUUGUGGCCCGUUUGCCAAGCCAGGUUUCCAGCUCCCAAAAUGAGGAAGACGAGUUCAGUGGCGGCGCCUGGGCAGCGAUGAAGACUGAGAUGGGAUUGGAUGAGAGGAACCCAUCGUGCUUCUUGUCCUCCUACAGCGUGGUCAUGGUGCUUCGAAAGGCUGCACUGAAACAGCUGGCCAAAAACAAAGUGCCUAACAUGGCUGUACUUCUGAAGAGCAUCAUCCACACACAUGCUGAUGCCAAGGCUGUAUUCAAAGACCCAACAGGGGAGAUUCAGGGAACUGUGCAUCGGCGCCUCCUGGAGGACAGAGCAGAGGAACUGAAGGUUGGCGCCGUACUGCUGCUGAAACAAGUUGGUGUUUUUUCCCCCUCUCAUCGGAACCAUUACUUGAAUGUGACGGCCAAUAACCUUCUGAGGGUCUACAACUCCGAUGGAGUCAGUUUGUCCUCCACUCAGCUCCCCCCACUGGUCCUGGAGCCAAUGUUGCCAUCCCCCACUCGGUCCACCAACACCCGCCGGGAGCCAAUAUCACGCAUGCAACUGUUGUUUGACGAGGAGGAUGACGAGGGACAAGAAGCUGGAGGAAGCAAUGACCCCCAAGCUCCAUCAGGAACCCAAGUCACCUCAAGCAAAGAGCUGGCUGGGAAUCCAGGACCACAGGACCCAGCCUGGGAUGCAGAUGAUGACUUGGAUGAGCUGCUGGGAGAGUUACCAGAGGACACCUACAGCCUUUGAUGUAACUUUACAUCAGCAAACAAACUUAAGUUAUUUUAUGACUAAAAAAAAGUUGCUGACAUCACUUCUUUAAAAUCUGUGAACCUGUGAAGAACCUGUGCAGAAAUAUAUCUUGGAAACGUU
Molecule: messenger RNA, 2772 nt
Organism: Solea solea (common sole)
Lineage: Eukaryota; Metazoa; Chordata; Actinopteri; Pleuronectiformes; Soleidae
Gene: hrob
Product: homologous recombination factor with OB-fold
Exons: 10
Coding region: 769-2649 (626 amino acids)
Biological process (GO): recombinational repair
Source: RefSeq, a predicted model, not a curated record